Molecule: messenger RNA, 4071 nt
Organism: Grus americana (Whooping crane)
Lineage: Eukaryota; Metazoa; Chordata; Aves; Gruiformes; Gruidae
Gene: LIN7C
Product: lin-7 homolog C, crumbs cell polarity complex component
Exons: 5
Coding region: 42-635 (197 amino acids)
Biological process (GO): neurotransmitter secretion; maintenance of epithelial cell apical/basal polarity; protein localization to basolateral plasma membrane
Cellular component (GO): cell-cell junction; MPP7-DLG1-LIN7 complex; synapse
Molecular function (GO): L27 domain binding
Source: RefSeq, a predicted model, not a curated record
AGCGCUGCGUCACUUCCCGUGCGGGCCGCAGCGAGGAGAAGAUGGCGGCGCUGGGCGAGCCGGUGCGGCUGGAGCGAGACAUCUGCAGAGCAAUUGAGUUGCUGGAAAAAUUACAGAGAAGCGGAGAAGUGCCACCACAAAAGCUACAGGCUUUGCAAAGGGUCCUUCAAAGUGAAUUUUGUAAUGCUGUAAGGGAGGUGUAUGAACACGUAUACGAAACUGUGGAUAUCAGCAGUAGCCCAGAAGUUAGAGCUAAUGCAACAGCAAAGGCCACUGUAGCCGCAUUUGCUGCUAGUGAAGGUCAUUCCCAUCCCAGAGUGGUUGAACUACCCAAAACCGAAGAAGGUCUUGGAUUCAACAUUAUGGGAGGCAAAGAGCAAAACUCUCCAAUCUAUAUCUCUCGAAUUAUCCCUGGUGGUAUAGCUGAUAGACAUGGAGGCCUGAAACGUGGAGACCAGCUGCUUUCUGUAAACGGAGUGAGUGUCGAAGGUGAACACCAUGAAAAAGCAGUAGAACUGCUGAAGGCAGCUCAAGGAAAGGUUAAAUUAGUUGUGCGAUACACGCCAAAGGUCCUGGAAGAAAUGGAGUCGAGAUUUGAAAAAAUGAGAUCGGCAAAACGCAGGCAGCAAAACUAACGUUGUAUGCAAUAACUUAAAGAGAAAAUAUAUUCCAUUUACAUUUUAUAGUUUGCUUUGCGACUCGGUUGAUCCAACGCCUGGGCUACAAAAGACGCUGUCCUUUUCAUAGAAUCACAGAAUGACUGAGGUUGGAGGAACUCCUGGAGAUCACCUAGUCCACACCCCUUCCCCCCCCCCCCCCCCCCGGCUCAGAGGAGGGUUAGCUAGAGCAGGUUGUUCAGCGCUGUGACAAGCUGGGGUUUUGAGCAUCUCCAAAGAUGGAGACUCCAGAAGAUCUCUGGGCAACCUGUUCUAGUGUUUCGAUCUCCCUCACACUACAAAGGUCCAUUCUUGUGUUUAAAUGCAGUUUCCUGUCAUUUCCAUUUGUGCCUGUUGCCUCUUGUCCAGUCACUGGAUGCUGCUGAAAAGAGUCUGGCUCUUUUUAUGCCCUGUCAGGCAUUUACACACAUUGGUAAGAUCACCCCAAGCCACCUUCUCUCCAGGCUAGACAAUCCCAGUUCUUUCAGCCUCUCCUUGACUGUCGAUGCUCUUAUCACAUAAUCGCCUUUGUGGCCCUUCGCUGGACUCACUCUUGUGUGCCCAUGUCUCUAUUGAACUGGGGAGCCCAAAACUGGACCCAGCACUUGAGUUGUCUCACCAGGGCUGCGCAGAGGGGAAGAAUCACCUCCCUCAACUUGCUGCUUUUCCUAAUGUAGACCAGGAGGCUGCUGGGCUGCUUUGCCACAAGGGAACAUCGGUGGCUCGCGGUCAGCUUUGUGUUGCUCUCUGCAAGGCUGCUUUGUAGCCGGUCAGCCCCCAGCCCGAACUGGUGCGUGGGGUUAUUCCUCCCCAGGUGUAGGACUUUGCACUUUCCUUUGCUGAGCUUUGAGAUUCCCGUUUGCCUGUUUCUCCAGCCUGCCGAAGUCCCUCUGAAUGGCUCGCUGAGAGCGUACUCUGUCCUGUCACCCGUGGUGUUAAUGAAAAUGUCAAACAGCAUGGACCCUGGUACAGACCCCUGGGGUGCGUCAGUAGUGACUGGCAUCCGGCCGGACUUUGUGCCACUGAUCACAACCACCCUUGGCAGUUCAGCCAUUUUUAGAAUGUUUUUGGUCUACACUUGUUUCACAGUUUAAGAGGAAUGUGUACUUUUAAAAUGGCCUAAGAUAGCCCCAAAAAACCCAUAUAUGUUGAUAUUUCUAUUGUGGUUUUUUUUUUUUAAAUAAGUCUCUUUCAUGUCAGACCUCUAAGCAUGAAAGUGAAUUUACAGAUUUUUCAAAGGCUUUUAAUAAGACAUAUUUCUGCAAUCGGCAUCCCUUUUUUCCUGUUUUCUUUUGGCAUUAUUUAACAUAGAAUGUGCAGGUUUUUUUGCUGAAUGAUUUUGGAAAAAAAGAUUCUUAUGUAGCAGUAUUUUGGCACUUUUCUUAAGAAUAUGUUGUUUAUCAAUUACAAAACCUAAUCGUGAUCUACUGUGUAGCUGAUGAUGAUACCAGAUUUUGUAAUGUUUUGGUGAGUACAUUAUUUUUACACUUCUGCUAAAUCGUAAUUCGUUACUCUGGAAAUUGUAUUACCUCACCUGUAAAUAAUUUACAGUUGGUAUUAUCAUACAGUGAUUUUGUAAUAGCUGACACAAAUUUGCAACAAUCAUUCCUGUAACAUUAUUUUGUACUACUCUUAAAGCAGUUAAGGGGAAAAAUGUAAUUGUGUAUGCAGUUCUGGAUCGAGUCUCUAGGUGUAUUUUUAUAUUCAGAAACAGAAGUUAUGUUAAUACAGUGCAACAGAAUUCCAGAUGUUUCCCUGACCUUCUGCUGUUUAAAAGAAAUACUCAUCUUAAUUGUCAUACCUCUCUUGUGUUUUUUAGUAUCUUCUGUUGUAGUUUUAACUACAGACUGACUGUAUUGGUCUUGGAAUAGUUAGCACCUAAAUUAUUAUUACAUUUGUAAGAGUAAAAUGUUCUGAGGCUUAUAUGCCGGGUUACCCUGACAUGUGAACUUGUCUGGGGUUUUAUUACUGACUGCUUCUGACUUGGAGGGUUCUCGUUUGUUACUAUGAAGUACCGCAUCACCAUUGCUAGGGAGCUUUGUGUGGAAUGGUGCUGUGGUGGUGAUAAGGAAAUUAAUGUCUUAUCUCAUGUGUAGUUGAUGGUGGCACAGGUUUUGUGUGCUGCUUGGAAGAAACUUUUUCUGGACAGAGAAUCAUCUACCAGGUUUGAGGCUGUACUUGUGUAGUUUAGGCUUUGGGUUCUUUUUUUUUCUUAAGUUUCACCUUUUUGCUAUAUAUUUAGAAUUAACUUGAUUGUCUACUGGGUGUUUGUUCACUUGUAUGGCAGCUAUGAGUGCUUCCUAAUUGACUGUUAGUAAUUUGAUUCUUAGAGGCUUUAAACUGAAAAGUGCAGUUCUUACUAUGUGGUUAAUCCCUAGUCUUUUCACUUGGAGCAGUAUGAUCCAUUGUGAAAUAAUUCAGUAUGUGAAAGAAAGGAAAAGUUUAGCGAUCUAAAAAUGACAGCAUGAAGUUCGUGCUUUGUCAGUUGAUCUACUGGAAAAGAAAAAAUGUGAUUGCUACAGGCAAGUGAGAAAUGUGAUUGCUUUCUGCAUGUUUGUAAGCAUGGUAAGCCUGCAAAGAGAAAUUUGGAUUUUAAAGAUCCUGAUAGUUUGAAAAUGCAGUAAACUAUAUUUAUCAGUUAGAUGACAUUGAGCACUGAAUUGCAUGGUUGAUAAUCUGUCAUAGGCCUCUUUCAAAAGGCCUCAUUACUGAUACAGCCAUGUUGUCGAAUUGUAUAUUUUUAUGGAACAACUAAUGUUUAAAGUAUUGAGACCAAAAUCACUAGUUAGACCAAUUGUGGAUGUUUUAAUUUAAUUGUAAAAUAGUAGAGAUUUGUUCUAGAGCUAUAUAUAAAAGUAUAUAUUAAAGAAAGGUAUGGGUACAAGAUAGAAAUGUGCAUUCUAAAACCUGUAUCCCUUGUGUUACUGAACAGAGGGGUGUGUUUUGUUACUCUUAAGGAAAUAUUUACUCUAGUGCAGCUAGAGCUGCUAAACGUGGUAGCAUUUCCAUUCUGAAUUGUAGCAUUUGGAUACAGUUUGUCAACUACUACAAAAUGUGGGGAGGUGUAUCUGGGCAUAUAAAGUCUAUGUGUGGAAUUUAAUAAAAAGCUUUUUAUUUGCAACAGCAACAACAAAAAAAAUCCAAUGAACAGACAACUCAUUAACAGUCAUCUUCAAUGCUAUGAAAACCCUAUAAUAUUAAGGAAAGGAUGGAUGAAAAUAUGCCAAGAAACUUGAUCUCUGUUACUACUGAGCAGUGCCUGUACUGUGUUAAUAUGCAGUCCCUACACACUCAGCAUACGUGGAUAUGCAAACAGGUUAAGAGGAGGUAUCGUUUCUGCAGAUAACUUCUGCAUCUAUUGCUGCUGUGAGGGAUCUUUGGGUUUUAUCAACAGAAAAAUAAAAGUUAAAUUUCA